Cajanus cajan (pigeon pea) is the source of this 1883-nucleotide messenger RNA. RefSeq names its product INCREASED PETAL GROWTH ANISOTROPY 1-like protein 1. Lineage: Eukaryota; Viridiplantae; Streptophyta; Magnoliopsida; Fabales; Fabaceae. Gene Ontology annotation, biological process: protein localization to cortical microtubule cytoskeleton. The record is from RefSeq and is a predicted model, not a curated record. Gene Ontology annotation, cellular component: cortical microtubule.
AUUAAAGUGGUGUGAAAUGUCCAAAGCAUCCUUAUCAACACACUAUUGUUCCCUCAUGUCCAUAAAGCCAUCGCAAGCAUCUUAAGGGGCAUUCUUGCAUAUUUAACUCCUACAUACCAACCUUACUUCAAAAGCAAGACCAAAUUUAGAAGAAAAACAAGCCAUCAAAUUGGUAACCAUCUUAUAGCUAUCUUUCUGAUGAGGGAAGGGGAGACGAUGCUACAGGAAGAGAAUGAGUCUGAGAUCACAUCUCUCAAGAAAAAACUUGAAGUCCACAUGGCAAGGAAUGAGUCACUACAGAAGGAAAACAAGGAACUCAGAGAAGAAGUAGGCCGUUUGAAGUCACAGAUAAUUUCACUUAAAGCAUACAACAUGGAGAGGAAAACCGUUCUUUGGAAGAAGAUACAGAAAUCCAUAGAUGACAACAACAAUUCAGAAGCACAGCAUCAACAAUAUAAAGCACCACCAGUUCAGGUAAUCACAUCUGAAAAGAGUUCAGAGAAUGAGAAAGUGCUUAAAAAUUCAGAUUUCCCAGACUCAACACCUAGAAAAGAAAAACCAGCAAUAGUACCAGCUCCUCCACCAAGGCCUUCUCCCACCCUUCUUCUUCCUCUACACAAAAAAGAGAAAGGACCUAAAGUUUUGCAGCCAACAAUAGCACCACCACCCCCUCCUACACCACCAAAAUCAUCAUUAGUUGGGUUGAAAUCGGUGCGCCGUGUGCCUGAAGUAAUAGAAUUGUUUCGUUCCCUUACCAGAAAGGAUGCAAACAUGGAAAACAGAAUACAUUCCAAUGGUGUUCCCACAGUAGCAUUCACCAGAAACAUGAUUGAGGAAAUUGAAAACCGCUCAACUUAUCUCUCAGCCAUAAAAUCAGAAGUUCAAAGACAAGGGGAAUUCAUUAGUUUCUUGAUUAAGGAGGUUGAGUCUGCCUCAUUUGCAGAUGUUUCUGAGGUGGAAGCAUUUGUCAAAUGGCUAGAUGGGGAACUAUCUUCAUUGGUGGAUGAAAGGUCAGUGCUUAAACAUUUUCCUCAGUGGCCAGAACAGAAGGUAGAUGCACUGAGGGAAGCAGCUUGUAACUAUAGAGAUCUGAAGAACCUUGAAUCUGAAGUUUCAUCUUAUGAGGACAAUCCCAAAGAGCCUUUGCCUCAGACUCUGAGAAAGAUACAAGCACUGCAAGACAGGUUGGAGAGAAGUGUGAGUGCUAAAGAGAGAAUGAGGGAGAGUACAAGCAAGAGAUACAGGAAUUUCCAUAUCCCUUGGGAGUGGAUGCUGGAUACAGGCAUUAUUGGUCAGAUGAAGCUAAGUUCAUUGAAGCUAGCAAAGGAAUUCAUGAAACGGAUAACCAAGGAAUUAGAGUCAACAGAACCUUUGCAGGAAGAUAACCUGUUUGUACAAGGAGUUAAGUUUGCAUUCAGAGUACACCAGCCUUUCAGUUUGCAGGUGGCUUUGAUCCUGAGACCAUACAAGCAUUUCAAGAAUUGAAGAAGAUUGGCUGUGCUAUACCAAGCUAUACUAAUCUGAUUAAAUGCACCAAACUUGUUAAAACUUGCCAGAAAGCAGUAUCUUAACUUAAACUGUCUUUCCUUCUUUAUUAAUUAUUUGAUGUUCACACAUCAGCAGCGGAAUUGAGAAAAUGUAUAUGCUCCUCUCUAUGUAAUUUCUUGAAGCAUUGCCUACUUUUGGCUAGUAGGUAUAUGCUUUCAUAAUUAUGCAAGAGAUAAAUCCUUAUUAGAGUCUUUGUGCUUCAAAAGGCAAACAUUACCAAAAAGAGGACCAUGUAGUAUUUAAUAGGGUGCAGUACCUAAACAUGCAUGGUUGGCGAUAAAAGCCCAGUGAAUGGAAAGAAAUAUAGGCACAAAUAAUCAGAAGGGGUGUGUCAC